Messenger RNA from Rosa rugosa (rugosa rose), 988 nucleotides. RefSeq names its product small ribosomal subunit protein uS9c. The transcript is spliced from 3 exons. Gene Ontology annotation, molecular function: RNA binding; structural constituent of ribosome. Lineage: Eukaryota; Viridiplantae; Streptophyta; Magnoliopsida; Rosales; Rosaceae. Gene Ontology annotation, biological process: translation. The coding region runs from base 225 to 854 and encodes 209 amino acids. The record is from RefSeq and is a predicted model, not a curated record. Gene Ontology annotation, cellular component: plastid small ribosomal subunit; ribosome; mitochondrial small ribosomal subunit.
CCAGAUGGCAACGCUCUCUCAAUCCACUUCGUGGCCUCUCUAGGAUAUCCCUCGCUGCUCACUCUCCCCCUCCCUCCCUAGUUCCAAAAUACUCUUAUCAAUCAAUCGUCAAUCUUUUACGCGACUCAGUGAGACUCCAUUUGGUUGCGGCGGCAUCAGGCAAGUCUUUCUCAGCUGGGAGAUUGCAGAACCAAUUCCGUAGAGUAGUUUAGAGAUAGGGCAAAAUGACGGGUUCAAUACUAGCUCUCACAUCCUCCCUCUCUUCGCUCUCAUUUUCGUCCCAUGUAGCUCAGAAACCUACCACUGUUUCAUUUCCCCGUUCCAGAUCAGCCUCCAUUGCAAACAUAUGUGGAACCCCUAGCCGUACCCCUCGGCUUGUUGUCUCUGCCACUGUAGCUUCUCCAGAGUUGGAAACUGUGAACCUCAAGAAAUAUGUGAAAUCGAGGCUUCCUGGUGGGUUUGCAGCUCAGACAAUCAUUGGUACUGGUCGGCGAAAAUGUGCAAUUGCUCGUGUUGUACUCCAAGAGGGCACUGGCAAAGUUGUAAUCAACUAUCGUGAUGCCAAGGAAUAUCUUCAAGGCAAUCCAUUAUGGUUACAAUAUGUCAAAGUUCCAUUGGUUACUUUGGGAUAUGAAAGUAACUAUGAUGUGUUUGUCAAGGCUCAUGGUGGUGGCCUUUCUGGUCAGGCUCAAGCUAUAUCGCUUGGCAUUGCUCGAGCAUUGCUUAAGGUAAGUGAGGACCACAGAAGACCUCUGAGAAAGGAAGGUCUGCUAACCAGGGACUCCAGAGUUGUUGAGAGGAAGAAACCUGGUUUGAAGAAAGCUCGCAAAGCCCCCCAGUUCUCAAAACGUUGAUUUGGUGGUUUAUUUAGUUUCCUUCCUUGUUAUUUGUUAUAGCUCGUUUCUAUCAAAGAUCUUGACUUUCAUUGUAAAUUCAGUUGAGAUUCAUAUGUUAUGGUUGCUGAAGAUUUAGAUUGAUUUAGGCUCCA